AGAGAGAGAGAGAGAGAGAGAGACCAUCUGGAACCGCGUCAGACCUGCUGCGCGUUCAAGGGUACUGAGAUAACCGCUGAUGCGCAUCAAGCAAUGCUACAAACCUGGUCUCCACUGAAGCCGAAAUUCAAUUCGAUAGGGGUCAGUCUCAGUGUAUAUUGUUUAGAGAUGAUACCUCAUUGACAUCAGUCAUUAUCAUCACUGUAUUCCUUAGGUCAACAUGGCAACCGGAAGGAAAGGCUCCACUUCAAAAGGUGGAAUAGUGCAUUUCCCUGAUGAUGAGGAAGAUACUAAUAUUAACAAUAGUUGUGAUGAAAUGCUUCAGGAUAAAGUCAUCACUGCUCUACCAGAGCCUGAUGGUGCAUAUCUUGUUAAGGUGGGAUUUUUAAGGAGCCAUCACAAAUAUGAAAUUGUCUUCUCUUUACCGCAAGUCCCCACACUGGGCAAAGAUGUCUCCCUUUCCCCUGCACUUCGGACUACUGCAAGACCACGCCUGCGUGCAACACGCAUCACUCCACGCCCUGAGGGGGGAGCAAGGGUGGUUUGUGAGUACAGCGCUCAGCAGGAGGGAGUGGUACAGGAGGAACUCACUCUGGUCAACAGGAGCAGAAGGGACAGCAGUGUCAAAAUUAGAUUACAGGCCAGAGUCAUGGAACGCCAUCACGGGACACCAAUGUUACUUGAUGGAGUGCGGUUUAUUGGAGAAGAAAAACAGGUUACCUCCAAAAAUAACAACACAAAGAAGAUGUGACCAAAGCAUGUACAGUUGAAGUUAGAAGUUACAUACACUUAGGUUGAAGUCAUUAAAACAUAAAAAAAAAAAUUGAACCACUCCACAGAUUUCAUAUUAGCAAACUAUAGUUUUGGCAAGUCGUUUAGGACAUCUACUUUGUGCAUGAUAUGAAUAAUUUUUCCAACAAUUGUUUAGACAGGUUGUUUCAGUUUUGAUUGAAUAUAUCACAAUUCCAGUGUGUCAGAAGUUUACAUACACUAAGUUAACUGUGCCUUUAAGCAGCUUUAAAAAUGCAUUUCUUGGUUCUGCAUGGCAACAGGUCCAAGAUUUCAAAUAAUAGAUGGGUCAGGGUAAUACAUUUUCAGGUCUUUUUGGGAUCAGGCACAAAUGUUUGGACCCGUGAAGACCUCUACUCCACAAGUCUGGUUCAAUCUUGGGAGCAAUUUGCAAACGCCUGAAGGUACCAGGUUCAUCUGUACAAACAAUAGUACACAAGAAUAAACACCAUGGACCACACAACCAACAUACAGCUCAGGCAUUAGACACAUUCUGUCUCCUAGAGAUGAAUGUAGUUUUGUGUGAAAAGUGCAAAUCAAUCCCAGAACAACAGCAAAGGAACUUGUGAAGAUGCUGGAGGAAACAGGUAGACAAGUAUCUAUAUCCACAGUAAAACAAGUCUUAUAACGACAUAACAUGAAAGGCUGCUCAGCAAGGAAGAAGCCACUGCUCCAAAACCGCCAUAAAAAAGCCAGACUUUUUAGCCAGCCAGUUUGCAAGUGCACAUAAUGACAAAGAUCUUACUUUCUGGAGAAAUGUUCAAAUGUUUGGAGGAAAAAGGGUUAGGCUGGCAAGCCGAAGAACACCAUCCCAACCGUGAUGCAUGGGGGUGGCAUCAUCAUGUUGUGGGGGUGCUUUGCUGCAGGAGGGACUGUGCACUUCACAAAAUAGAUGGCAUCAUGAGGAAGGAAAUUAUGUGGAUAUAUUGAAGCAACAUCUCAAGACAUCAGCCAUGAAGUUAAAGCUCGGUCACAAAUGGGUCUUCUAAAUGGACAAUGACCCCAAGCAUACCUCCAAAUUUGUGGCAAAAUGGCUUCAGGACAACAAAGUCAAGCUAUUGGAGUGGCCAUCACAAAGCCCUGACCUCAAUCUAAUUUCUGAUCAGAACUGAAAAAGUGUGUACGAGCAAGUAGGCCUAAAGUCCCGACACAGUUAAACCAGUUCUGUCUGGAGAAAUGGGCCAAAAAUCCAGCAACUUAUUGUGAGAAGCUUGUGAAAGGCUACCCAAAACAUUUGACCCAAGUUAAACAAUAUAAAGGCUACCAAAUACUAACAAAGUGUAUGUAAACUUCUGAUCCAAUGGGUAUGUUGUGAAAGAAAUAAAAGCUGAAAUAAAUCAUUCUCUCUACAAUUCUCUCUGAUAUCUCACAUUCUUAAAAUAAAGUAGUGAUCCAAACUGACCCAAGACAGAGAAUGCUUUCUACGAUUAACUAUCAGGAAUUGUGAAAAACUGAGUUUAAAUGUAUUUGGCUAAGGUGUACGUAAACCUCUGGCUUCAACUGUAAAUGAUGAGAUCAAAUAGAAAUUAUAGCACAUGAAUGUGCACCAGAAAUGUGAACAAACCAUCUCACCUGCAGUCCUGGAGGAUCUCUAGAUCAAGUGAUGGUUUCUGCACUAAUGUAAAGAUGGAGACUCUAUAGUCUACUGAUGACAUUUCUGCUAUUGGCAUUACAAAUUCGGCCUAACCUUAGUUUUUAAACAGAAUUUCAAAAGCGUGUGCACCACAUUUUAACCAUAUUUGUACCAUCACAAACUGCAAGUGGGCAUGGGUGGGAGUUCUGUGGUCGUAUGUGCGCAAACUGUUGGUGUAUUGUAUGAUAAUGAAGUGGUGCAAAGAGCAGUUUGCUAUUCAAAACCAUUUCUGUUUUCAGCGCAAACUCCAAAUUCAGUUCCUACAUUUGCAUUUUGGAGAUUCCACCAGCAGGUGGUAAUAGGUGGUGAGAUAAUGUCCAAAAUCUGAAAAUAUAGAGGAACUUCAAUUUAAAUUUAAUUUCAAAUUAAGUCCCUGCAAUCGCCAUUUUAUGAAACAAAAAUGUAUUAGAUUUGUGUCAAAUCUAGAGGUCAUUGUUUAUUUUUUAGAUAUUAUUAUUAGUAUGUUUAUAUUUACAAUUGUAUUUAUGAUCUAAUUUGUAUUAGUAUUUUUCCACCUGUUGUUGUAGAGUGAUUUUUAUAUCACUGCAAAAGGGUCCAAUGGAAGAAGUUAAGAGGAAAUUUUUUGGAUUUGGUAUGAUUAUUUGACCACUUCGUCAUUUUGAUUAUAUUUUCAUUUAAUUUUAGUUGUAAUUAGAAUAUAGAAAUAUUUUUGGGUCAUUUUUUUUUUCUUUCAAAGAAUUUAUAAAAUAUUUUUUAAAUCAAAAUCGACCGGUAGAAGUGAAGUGCGUGCUGAAACAAACACUGUUAAUUCUAGCCAUUAUUUUGUGUGUCAGUAGAUAAAAAUCAUUAAUAAUACUUAAUAAUAAAUUCCCUGUAAUUUAACAGAGCCUACAUCCAAAUCCUGAACCACGUUUUCCAUGGGUAUAAAAGGCGUGUGUCACUUCAUAGAAUUAUGCUAGACAUUCAACAGACACAGUUAAUGCACGAAAGAAUGUAUGUACAUAUUUCUAUUCUUCUUAUUCACUGAAUAUAGUCCAAUUACAUUACUAACUUCUUAUGAUUGUGCUGUCUUUGUUUAUAUCGCUGGUGCUUGACAGGGAAUGGACUGUAUACAGUAAUAGGAUGCAGACCCUGCAAUAAACAAAGAACCUCAGAAUUAAAUUGCACUUGACCCAGCCUAUUUGCGGUCUACAUGCACGAUUUCGCACUUAGACACUUGCACCUAGACUUAGUGCAUGCUUGCACGAAAAUACCACAACUUCAUGGCCACGCCCACUGAUUUUGCACUUAUGACUUAUGGCCUAGUGCUGCACUUAUUACGCUGCACGUACUCUGUACUGAUGGUAUACUCUGCACUUACCCAGAUAGUAACAGAUUACUUUUAACCUGUGUAUGAUUUAUGACAGACAAUAGGGAAACCUUAAAGGUGCUGUAAGCAGUUUUUUUAUGGAAUGCUGUGCAGAAAAUGUUUUUUUCUCCAUGAAAGAUAUCACUGACAUAAUUGUCCUGGGUUAUCUCACCAGUCUUUGUGACAGUACUAGACAGUAUAAACAGCAAACAAAAUCUGACCUCUGGCCAUGGAAAAAUUAUUUGAUCAGCCAAUCAGUAGACUAUGAUGCACUCUCUGCCUGUAAAUAAUUUUGCAAGUUCUCAGAAUGUAGUUGUUGAAGCAAAAAAAUCAGGCCAUAUCUAGAUUCAUAACAGUUGUCAGCUGAGGGCACUAUUUUGCUACUGUAGUGAUUAACAACCAUGAGAAGACUGACUGCUGCUCUACUGUUCAUUGAUGGUCUCAACACCAUAUUUGGAGUGCAUGGUUUUGGUAAAAGGGGGUCUGUCUAAUUCAACGGCUCAGUCUUGUGGAAAUUCCAGAAUGGUAAAAAUUGCUACGCUAUUGCUUACAGCCCCUUUAAUUAAUGCCAGAGACAUGACAAUAGUCAAAGACGUCCGUGUAGUCCAUGUUUAUUUACAAAAAUAAUUCAAAAUUGUCCAGAUAGGUCUCAUUUGGUGUUUAGGAAUAGUUAGACCACACGAGGCAACACUGUUUUCCCUGCUUUCUGUGUUUACGAUCUGAGUCCCAGGGCUAGUGGGCGGGGCCAAGGGUGCGAUGAUGUAAAGUAGGUAUUGAUGUUGUUGCUGUAGAGGUAGUCAUGAACAAAGGUGGAUAGUAACGUGCUACAUUUACUCCGUUACAUUGACUUUUUGGCGAAAAUGUACUUUUAGAUUUGACAUUUUUACUCUCACUCAUGUAAAUUUCUAAUGAAUUUUUUUUAAACUUUUACUUCUUUACAAUGGGCGGCGUUCCUGUCAUUACUGGGUUUAAUUUUAGUUAAUGUGUAAUUUAUUGAGAGAUUAUUGAAUGGGACUUGUACGAGAGCAGAGGUUCGCACAGCUGUGCAUGCUGACACAGACUGUCACUCAAGUCAUCAAUGCUGCUGCAUCAAACUCUUCAAAGUGAAACACAAAUCUCAGCUUCAAUUUAAGGCAGCACGCUGAGGUAAGUUUUGGCUCUAAUGCUAACACAAGCUUAUCUGUAUAAUGUGAAGCUAGUUUUCGAGGUGAUAAUGUAACUGGGCUCUUAUGACAUCAGAUUUUAAGUGUACAUUUUUAAAUCAGUGCAGCAAUAUAUCAGUGUGCUUUGUCCCAUGUCAGACUAGUCAAGAGCAGUAUUAUGCAUUUACUGGAAACUAUUCCAGCUACUUCGGCCGAAUUAACUGUAUAAAUCCCUGUAAACAUCCAAGUUAAGUGUAAAUGACUUUUUGCUCUGCCGUUCGCGUGAUUGACAACUUGAGCGAAGGGCGGCAGGCACGCGUGUAAGAGAUGUGCGGGUGCAAGGCAAUCGUAUGGUGAAGAGAGUGGCUGUGUUCGAAAUCGUUCACUCAUUCACUAAUUCCUAUAUAGUGAAUGGCAGUGAGUGCACUAUAUCUCAGCAAAAACGAAAUGAGGGAGUGAAUUCGGGCACUGACAUAUACACAGAGUGUCGCAGCUCUGGGGCUGUUGCAGAAACAAUGUCACAUAUGAAAUUUUAGAAUACUUGGGCCUUACUUGUUAUUCUUAUUAAAUAAUAUAUUAAUACAAUAAAUCUUCAUUCUGUUUGUCAUUUUUAAUAUAUACUGUAUGUUAAUAUAAAGAGUAAACACAUUUAAUCAAAUAAAGAGUACAUUUUAAAAUUUAUCUAUAUGUUUUGCCUCUCUAUAUUUUAUUGUUAUUUUAAUCAAGUAAUGAUUUUCAAAAAGUAAUUUAAUACAUUCAGCAGGAAAUAAAACAUUGCAGGAGUGAAGGAAGCAGUAAACUCCCAGCUUGUACGUGUUCCCAUGAUGGAUUGUGGGCAAUUAACCAUUGUUGAGUGGACAUCAAAUGUUAGAGUGCAUUGUGUGUAGGAAUAAGUGAAAAAAAGUAUAGAAUGAGUGGCUCACUCAGAAUUUAGAAAUUGUGCACUAUUUAGUGGAUAGGGGCAGUUUCAGAUACAGCAAGUAUUCCACGACCAGGGUUGGUGCCCUACGUAGGCUGUGUAAUCUGCAUUUAGAGAGCGGUGGUAUUGCUGUACAGAAUAAAUACUUAUGACACUGAAAACUGUUACUACACUGUAAUAAGAUUCCACACAGGACUUUAAAAGCUUUGAAAUAGCAAAAGUAGGCAUUAAUAAAGCAUGAUCUUGCUUUGGUUUAUAUUUCAGCAUUAUAUAUAAUGUCCUUGUGGGACAUUUUCACGUUUUCACCGUAUUAAUUACUAUAAAUGUUUCCAAACCUCUUUUCUUAUUGACAAAUUCAUC
This is a messenger RNA of Xyrauchen texanus (razorback sucker), 6152 nucleotides long. Its product is annotated as UPF0687 protein C20orf27 homolog. NCBI's taxonomy places the organism in Eukaryota, Metazoa, Chordata, Actinopteri, Cypriniformes, Catostomidae. The record is from RefSeq and is a predicted model, not a curated record. The coding region runs from base 221 to 751 and encodes 176 amino acids. The transcript is spliced from 6 exons.